CAGACAAUUCACCGCUAACACUUUUCGUUCUCAUUCCUUCGAAGGAAAAUUAAGAAGAAAAGUAAACAUGCAAGAUGUAAAACCAAAGAUUCUUUAACUAAACUGUUGCCCUUUGUGAUUAACGAUGAACGAGGGUGUGCUUCAUAUCGAGGAACAUUUACUUGAGGCCUUUACGACGAUGAAUACGCUACGAAAUCAUCAAGAACUUUGUGACAUCGUGUUAUGUGUAGAGAAUAUUGAAAUUCAUGCACACCGUAUUGUUCUAGCAUCGUGUAGUCCCUACUUCUACGCUAUGUUUACAAAUAACUUAGCGGAAAGCAAACAGUCGGUUGUGACAUUAAAAGAUGUGGACGCGAACUGCGUAGAGAUCUUGGUAAACUUUGCCUAUACGGCAGACAUUACUGUAAACGAGAGCAAUGUUCAAGCUCUUUUGCCUGUCGCCUCCUUGUUGCAAAUUUCAUCCGUCCUGAAGGCGUGUUGCGCUUUCUUGGUGGGCCAGUUAGAUCCGUCAAACUGUUUAGGUAUACUGUCCUUUGGAGAGCUACACGGAUGCGACGAACUCGCGUUGAAGUCGCGCCAUUAUUGUACUCGGUAUUUUUCAAAAGUUGCGAGAGCAGAAGAGUUUCUUUCCAUCACUGAAGACAGGUUAUGCUCACUAAUGGAUGGCGACGGGUUGUGUGUAAAAAAUGAAGACGAGGUUUUAUUAGCUGCUAUUCGAUGGAUAAAACAUGAUAUGGAAAACCGAAGGCAUUCUUUAUGUCGAAUACUGUCCCAUGUUCGUUUGCCCUUUGUCUCUCCUGGUUUUGUUCAGUCAUUAUGUAAAUCAACGGACCCAAAUGAUGUUAUGUUACUGCAAUUGAUAUCAGAUAUUUGCACUAGUCGCUGUUCUCGGGCAGUUCACGUAAAGAAGAGAUCUCCAACAGGGUCCCAGGUUAUGUACAUUGUUGGCGGUUAUCUGCGGCAAUCGUUAAGAGUUGUUGAAUGUUUUUCCCCGCGUCAUAAUUCGUGGAGUUUACUCAAGUCGUUACAGCAACCAAGAAGUGGCGCAGGCGCAGCUUUUGUUGGUGGUAUGUUAUAUAUCAUUGGUGGACGUAACAACUCGUUAAGUGGCAAUGUUGACUGUGACUCCGUCGACCGUUACGAUCCUCUCUUGGAUGAAUGGAAAUCCGUACGGUCCCUAACAGUUCCGCGCAAUCGGGUCGGCAUUGGCGUCAUUGACGGUUUCGUUUAUGCUAUCGGUGGUAGUCAUGGUAACUUGUACCUAAAUCAUGUUGAAAAAUACGAUGCGGACGAAGAUUGCUGGGUCGAAGUUUCUCCACUAACGGUCCCAAGGAUAGGAGUCGGAGUUGCUGUGAUCGACAGGAAGCUUUACGCCGUUGGAGGAUACGAUGGAGUACGUCGUCUUGAUAGUGUCGAAUGCUACGAUUCAACAUUGGACAAGUGGACGCUGGUCGCGUCAAUGAACUCAGCUCGUAGUGGUGCUGCUGUAACAGCGGCCAGUAAAUAUAUUUACGCCUUGGGGGGAUAUGACGGGACAACUCAGUUGAGUAGCGUUGAAAGAUACGAUCCAGUGGCAGACGAAUGGACACUCGUCUCAAGUAUGUUGGAUCACCGUAGCGCCCUGAGCGUCGCCUCGUUUGAGAACAAACUGUAUGUGUUUGGAGGGUACGACGGGGAGAAAUUCCACGACUCUGUCGAGGUUUAUGACUGUGUACAGGAUCGGUGGGAGGUAGCGGCUGCCAUGAGUAUGGGCCGUAGUGGAGCUGCUGUAGUGGUGGGCGUGCGACCUGCUUUCUGAGAGUUCAAUAUCUAUAGCCUCGUCAGGCAGGGUGCAAGGUCGGUUUCAAAUUAGGGAUUCGACGGGGGAUCCGACGGCUUAUCGUGUAUUACAACUUGAUUGCGAUGCGUAACAUUCCAGAGAAGCUUUGGAAGGAAGACAAAGUCAAUUUGAUGUCAUAUGACAACAGAUUUAUCUGAAGUCAGGACAUUCCUAUUACAAGGACGGGUCCUCUCUUUGGACCCGGCUCGUGGUAAAUCUAUACCUUUUCCCGCGAUAAAUCCCUGAUAAAUUAAAAAUUAACGUUUUCCUUACUAACGACACAGAUUUUUAUAUCCUCGCCGAAAGAUGUCAUUACACAUAAAAUGUGCAAUAAUUGAAUGAAUUAAUCUUGGUACAAACUUGAAAGUACAGUGUUAGGAAUUAAUAUUAUUGUGUUAAUGUGGUGGAAUUAAUAUCUUGUUACCGUUGUUUGUAUAGACGUGUCAAUAAUGUUUCAACCUGUGCGUAAUAAGAAACAAUUACAACUGAUAGUGAUAGUGCAUAUGAUACUGGUAUAUGAAGUAAUAUUGUGAUGUAGCCAGGGGGCGCCGGCUCAGAUUUUCUAACAAGUUGGUCUGGUGAAAAACUCAAUUUUCAGUUUUGAAAUAACAUUCUGGUGAAAAACUCAAUUCAACACAUUAUGUUUUGCAAACAUGCUUAAAUUAUUAUAUAUGCUCUGUUACAGGAGUGCAUUUUCACCAAAUCUGCUCUCGCAUCGUCCCGGCGCCCCUGUUGUUGCAAACCUAAGAGGUCGCACGUUGGAAUCCUCGCGUUAAUUCUUCAGCUUGUCCGGUUAGUUAACUAAUUGUAGCAACACCACAAUAUUAAAAUACAACAGCUUACAUUUGUCUACAUACUUACCUUUUGCCAGUUUUUCAAUUUUGCAUGUUAAACUAUUCACAAAGGGAAUUGGCCUAGACCCAAACAACUUUCUCACUUCUUUUCUGUUCUAUAUUACACGCGUCACGGCUGGCCCACACAGGCAGGACGCGAUUUGGCAACGCGGCGCGAGUUUUUAACGUU
Molecule: messenger RNA, 2842 nt
Organism: Dendronephthya gigantea
Lineage: Eukaryota; Metazoa; Cnidaria; Anthozoa; Malacalcyonacea; Nephtheidae
Product: kelch-like ECH-associated protein 1
Exons: 6
Coding region: 125-1798 (557 amino acids)
Molecular function (GO): protein binding
Source: RefSeq, a predicted model, not a curated record